Molecule: messenger RNA, 2020 nt
Organism: Larimichthys crocea (large yellow croaker)
Lineage: Eukaryota; Metazoa; Chordata; Actinopteri; Sciaenidae
Gene: vps72a
Product: vacuolar protein sorting 72 homolog a
Exons: 6
Coding region: 365-1468 (367 amino acids)
Cellular component (GO): nucleus
Source: RefSeq, a predicted model, not a curated record
AAUAAAGCUACAUCAAGUUAAAUUGUAAAAACAUUAAGUUAAGAACGCUUUUAAUUUGAAGACAGAUUUGUACCGGAAGUACAUCGACUUUGCCCGGAUGUGUUGUUUCGCUAACAGCAGACAGCGGCUAGUGUUAGCGGUUAGCUUGUCCUACUAACAAAGAACACUUUGUAGCAGGCUAACGUGAAUUUACAGCACAUUCAUAAGUCGAAUAAAUAUGGGUACGAAAAGAUAAUCGAGUAGUAGACCCAGCCCGUGACGACGACGUAGAAGCGCUCCUCAAAACAGCCCAGAGCGGCGAAGUUAGCACAACAUUAGCUCGCUACCCAAACGUUACCCAGGCGGGCGUUGUUUCAGCACAGCCAUGACUCUGGUGGUUGGCCGCGAACCCAGAAAGACUGCGGGGAACCGCAUGUCCAAACUCCUGGACGCUGAAGAAGAGGACGAGUUCUACAAGACCACGUACGGAGGCUUCAACGACGAAUCAGGAGAUGAUGAGUAUCACGGAGAACAUUCAGACACAGAGGACGAGGUGGACAGUGACUUUGACAUCGAUGAGGGUGACGAGCCAGACAGUGACCAGGAGGAGGAUGCACCUCGAAGGAAAAGCCGGGUUGUCACUAAAGCUUAUAAGGAACCCAUAAAGGUGGCAAAGCCCAAACCCAAAAGACCCUCUGAGGAACAGAAGAAGACUGAGAAAACUAAAGUGGAGCUCAAAAGGAGAAUUCCACAAGAAUUCCAAGAUUUUGCAGAGACUCGGAAGUCUGUGCGACAGUCCACCAGUGAACAUACCAGAAAGACCAACCUGCGCUUGCAGGAGCGUCAGGAUGCCCCUCGGAGACGGAGGGGCGCUCAUCGUGACCGACCUCUUACCCAGGAGGAGCUGCUGGCUGAGGCCAAAAUAACAGCUGAGAUCAACAUUCGAUCUUUAGAGAACUACGAGCGUCUGGAGGCAGACAAGAAGAAACAAGUCCACAAGAAGCGGCGUUUUGAAGGACCAACAAUCCGUUACCAUUCAGUCCUGAUGCCACUAGUCUCUCACUCAGUCCUAAAAGAAGAAAAUGUGGAUGUUGAAGGGUUGGAUCAGGACGUGCCUCAGACCGCACCACAAAAUCCCAGCACACCCUCCCAGCAGCCUGCCGGAGGCCUGUGCUCCCGUACUUAUAUAACGUUCAGUGACGACGAAGCGUUCGAGGCAGCCUUUCCACACAUUGCCCAGUCAAGUCCUCCGCUGCCCAUCCAGGAGGUUUGUCCUGUCACCCACAAGGCCGCACUGUACAGAGACCCAGUCACUGACAUACCGUAUGCUAACACACGAGCCUUCCGCAUCAUCCGAGAGGCGUACCGUAAAUACGUGGCUGCUCAUGGAUUUCCAAACACUUCAGGAGGGGUGACGGGACUUGACUCCUCAGCAACGAAGGGUGCCCGACAGAAAAUGGUUGUGAAGCAGAGCGCUGUGGGAACAUAGACUAUUUCCAAAAAGAUUUUAGGAAAUAGGUCUGUGCUUCUUUUUUUAGAUUUAUUCGAGCAGGUAGAAUGACUUCAUUGAGUGCCAUGAGUAAAAAACGCAACCAGUUGCUGUCCACCACCAUGGGGUAAAUGCAUUUCUUCAAACAAAUGUCUGUAUCUAGUUUCAUGUCCCUACACACAAAGUAUCCUCCCCACCAGAAGUCUGUGGUUCGUUGCAGACAUUUUGAGAAUUAGCAGUCACUGUGAUUAAUUUGUUACACUUGUUGAAGCAGUUAGAUGCAAAUGCAAAUAUUUUGUGCUACUGUUGACUGCACAACAUAAAAUUAGAGAACAGAAAUUCAUUUUGUAUAUUAAUAUCCUAACAAAUACAGGGUGAGUGGUUGUAAACUACAGAUUGGCUUUGGAAGCAAAGAAGUUUUUCAUCUGCACACUGACAGCUUUUUUAUUUGUUUUUUUUCAACGAAAUGUCUUUUUUUUACUGUCAAGAUAUUUGGUUUCUACAAAUGUACAUAUUUCUCAACAAAAAUAAAUAUUUCAAAUAUGGAAUAAU